AUGUGUCAUUGUGUGUCAGAUACAAAUGAACUGUGUCGUUGUGUGUCAGAUACAAAAGGACUGUGUCGCUGUGUGUCAGAUACAAAAGGAAUGUGUCAUUGUGUGUCAGAUACAAAUGAACUGUGUCGUUGUGUGUCUGAUACAAAUGAACUGUGUCGUUGUGUGUCAGAUACAAGAGGACUGUGUCGCUGUGUGUCAGAUACAAAAGGACUGUGUCGUUGUGUUUCUGAUACAGAAGGACUGUGUCGUUGUGUGUCAGAUACAAAAGGACUGUGUCGCUGUGUGUCAGAUACAAAAGGACUGUGUCGCUGUGUCACAGAUAAAAAGAUACUGUAUCGUUGUGUGUCAGACAAAAAGAAAGGACUGUGCGGUUGUGUAUAA
This is a messenger RNA of Limulus polyphemus (Atlantic horseshoe crab), 381 nucleotides long. RefSeq names its product metallothionein-1-like. The record is from RefSeq and is a predicted model, not a curated record. Lineage: Eukaryota; Metazoa; Arthropoda; Merostomata; Xiphosura; Limulidae. The transcript has a single exon. The coding region runs from base 1 to 381 and encodes 126 amino acids.